Molecule: messenger RNA, 489 nt
Organism: Anarrhichthys ocellatus (wolf-eel)
Lineage: Eukaryota; Metazoa; Chordata; Actinopteri; Perciformes; Anarhichadidae
Gene: cenpw
Product: centromere protein W
Exons: 3
Coding region: 77-304 (75 amino acids)
Biological process (GO): kinetochore assembly; mitotic cell cycle; chromosome segregation
Cellular component (GO): kinetochore; nucleoplasm
Molecular function (GO): DNA binding; protein heterodimerization activity
Source: RefSeq, a predicted model, not a curated record
GUGUUAACCGGAAGUAAGAGGAGCGGGAGAUUUGAAGACGUAAACAAACCUUUUCGUUAGCGGAACAUUUGCCAAAAUGCUGAAGAAGGCACCUAAGUUGAAGUAUAUAAUCAAAACGAAAUCGAAGAGUAACAUAAAUGUUGGGCCGACGUCAGAGGCAAUGAUUGAACUCCUGACGCUGCUGUUUCUGAACAGCCUGGCCGAGGAGGCGAAGUCCAAAGCUUUUGAAGAGAAAUCUGCAACUAUCAGAGCUCAUCAUCUCAGAGCCAUCUCCAAGAAAAUGCUGAAAAAAUCACGGGGGUGAAGACGGCGAAGUACGUCAUCGUCAUCAUUUUAAGAACAUUAUCAUGAAUGACAGCAGCAAUUUUUUAUGAUAUAUAAUAUGUUUUCAUCUGAAAUGUACAUUUUAUGUUUUUUAUUCUAUCCUUUGUGUACCCGAUAUCCUGUCAUGAGAGUAUUUUGUUCUUUAUUAAAUUCUUGUGGAUCUUA